This is a messenger RNA of Endocarpon pusillum Z07020, 1056 nucleotides long. RefSeq lists its product as uncharacterized. Gene Ontology annotation, molecular function: nucleic acid binding; zinc ion binding. The record is from RefSeq and is a predicted model, not a curated record. The transcript has a single exon. NCBI's taxonomy places the organism in Eukaryota, Fungi, Ascomycota, Eurotiomycetes, Verrucariales, Verrucariaceae. Bases 1 to 1056 code for a protein of 351 amino acids.
AUGCCAAUGGACCUGGACGCAACCAAGAAAGGGAAAAGACCAGGACCACCUAAGAAACGUUGGGAUGGAAAGAGCAAGUGGAGAGUUUCUGGAGAACAAUGGACAGAGCGACGCAAAAAAGGAUUAUGCCUAAUGUGCGGAAAGCCUGGCCACUACGCCAAAGAGUGUAAAAAGAAUCAAGAGUUGGGCGCUACAGAAGGAAUUCCGGAAGAAGAAAGUCAUAAGCCCCAAAGAAAGAACUGGGCAGACAAGAAAUCCAUGGGCAAGAAAGGCGACCCUAAGGAAACAUCACAGGGACAGCUAAGGAGAAGCACGCCUGAAACAUCACAUAACCUGUUAUCUUGGACCGCUUGUUACGACGACAACUGCGUUGUACAUUCAAGCGACAAGGAUGGUGCAGGGUGGUACCCACGGAAACCAAGGUCACAUCAGUCACUUAAUGCUCUUUUCACAUACAAUGAUGAUGAACCAGAGUACGAAGCAGACAAUGAUGAUGAAGAACCAGGACCCGAAGCUAUGAAGAGCUAUGUGGAGGUCUUGGAAAUCAAGAAACCAGAUUAUGUCCGAUUAUUGACAAAUCUGUGGACAAGAGCCGAAUGCUUUGAUCAAGACUGCGGACUAGCAGCAGAACACGAACAUGUUGCAUAUGAUCCGGACGCAAUACCUAAGGAACAAGGGAAAGCAUUCACGAUCGAGUUUUGCAAGAAGAAGGAAUGCCCGGACCAUGACAAAAGCGAAUUUCACGCACAUCAAGGGUCAGACAGGCGAGACCUUCAAGACAGCCCGUAUUGGCAGCCUGGUCCCUCUCUCCACGUCCCACUGCCUGCGCAAGUCGGUUGCGCAGCGCCUGGUUUGUCGCCAGUUGUGCUGACAUUUGCAGAGCAAGACCAGUCAUGCCCCUACCAUGAAGAAUACGAGGGACAUACACAUUUCAGGAAUUACACCAAGGAGGAAAGGAGAAAGUUCGAACAUUCACCUAGUGGUAAACAUCAAGGAGGUGCGAACUCCUUGCCACGAGACACUUGGAUGCCAGAUCACGGGAAUGCAUACCCAUAA